CUCACGCUAGGCGGUGGGCGGGGCCUCCAGCCUGGGCGGCGGGGCGGCAGGAGAGAGAAGCGCAGCUGCCGCGAUGGAGCUGCGGAGGACGCUCCAGGUGUGCUGCUUCCACCGGCAUCUUCUCCAGCGCAAGAGGAGCCCCUGGCAGCUGGUCUCCCCGCCCUGCCGGUGGCGCACCGAGGCCCAGUCGGCCAGCUCAACCGGACAGAGGGGGCUGUUGAAGAGGACCCUUCUGGGGGCAGCAGUGGCCCUCCCCCUGGCAACGGGCAUCUACUACAGCUUGGCAGAGAAGCAGGACCAGAGGAAGAUGCGGCUGUUGGCCGGUGGCGUGGUGCGCUUCGUCAGGUCCCUGCGGCUGGGACUCCAGAUCUCCUUGGAUUACUGGUGGACCAAUCACAUCGUCUUGAGAGGCCUGGAUGAGAACAGCCCGGAGUACGCGGCUGCCGUCUCCAGGUGCCACCAGCGCUCGGCCGACAGCAUCGUCUUCGGGGCCAUCCAGAACGGGGGUCUCUACAUCAAGCUGGGCCAGGGCCUGUGUGCCUUCAACUACAUCCUGCCCCCGGAGUACGUCAACACUUUGCGCACCUUGGAGGACCAGGCGCUCCGGCAGGGAUACUCGGAGGUGGACGAUCUCUUCCUGGAGGACUUCAAGGCCAAGGCAGAUCAGCUCUUCCUGGAGUUUGACUACCAGCCCAUUGCGGCGGCCAGUUUGGCCCAGGUGCACCGGGCACGGCUUCAUGAUGGCACCCCGGUGGCUGUCAAGGUACAGUACAUCGACCUGAGAGACCGCUUUGACGGGGACAUCCGCACCCUGGAACUCCUGCUGUGGAUCGUGGAGCUGAUGCACCCCAGUUUUGGCUUCGCCUGGGUCUUGCAGGACCUGAAGGGGACCCUGGCCCAGGAACUGGACUUUGAGAUCGAAGGCCACAACGGGGAGCGUUGUGCCCAGGAGAUGAAGCACUUCCGGUUUGUGGUCGUUCCUCGCGUCCACUGGGAGAAAAGCAGCAAGCGGGUCCUGACGGCUGACUUCUACGAGGCCUGCAAAAUCAACGACUUGGAGGGGCUGCUGCGGCAGGGCCUGAGCCCCAAGGAUCCGGCAGAGAAACUGAUCAAGAUGUUUGCCGAGCAGAUCUUCUUCACCGGAUUUAUCCACGCGGAUCCCCACCCAGGAAACGUGCUGGUGCAGAAGGGCCCAGAUGGGAAAGCACAGCUGGUUAUCCUGGAUCACGGCCUCUACGAGGUCCUUCGCGAGAAGGAGCGGGAAGCUCUGUGUAAGCUCUGGCGCGCCAUCAUCCUGCGGGACGACGCCUCCAUGCAGCUGCAUUCCAAGCAGCUGGGUGUAAAAGCCCAGGAUUACUUGGUCUUCUGCGAGAUGCUGCUGCAGCGGCCCAUCAACAUGGCGGAGCUGGUGCUGUCCAACGUGUUGACGGCGGAGGAGACGGCCUACAUGCGCGACAUGGCUAAGCACCGCUUCGACUGCGUCAUGCGGGUGUUGAGGGACCUGCCCCGCUCCAUGCUGCUCGUCUUCCGGAACAUCAACACCGUCCGGAGCAUCAACGUGGCCCUGGGGGUCCCCGUGGACCGCUACUACCUCAUGGCCAGAAGGUGUGUGAGCCGGCAGGCGAAGCGGGGCGGACUUCAACUCCCAGAAUUCCCCUUUUCCACUUGGGAAGCCCUUUUGCUGAAGCCAAGAUAUACGACAUCUGCCACAUUCCCACCAUCUAUUAAGGAAGCUGCUUAUCUAUUAGGAAGGUUGCCAAAAAAGGAGAUGAAGGUUCCUCCGAGUGUUGGUAAACCCUCGCUGGCUGGGGAAUUCUGGGAGUUGAAGUCCUUAAAAGCCGCCAAGGGUGAGAGAGAGAUUCCUCCAGGGUUAGUUUAGCAAAACUUUUAUUUGAAA
Molecule: messenger RNA, 1897 nt
Organism: Thamnophis elegans (Western terrestrial garter snake)
Lineage: Eukaryota; Metazoa; Chordata; Lepidosauria; Squamata; Natricidae
Gene: ADCK5
Product: aarF domain containing kinase 5
Exons: 13
Coding region: 74-1879 (601 amino acids)
Source: RefSeq, a predicted model, not a curated record